AUGGUGUCUCCCUCCGGUGUGGUGGUAACGAAAUCCGACAGUGUGGUGGUCAAGCCGCCGACUGAUAAGCGCCUGUACAGGAUGCUCCAUCUCGCGAAUGGACUCUGCACUGUCCUCGUGCACGAUCCUGAGAUCUUCCCUGGCGGCCGUAGGGAAGCGCCUCAAACCCUAUCGGAGAUGGAAGAGGAUGAUGAAGAAGAAUAUGAUGAGACAGGGGAUGAACGUAGUUGCAGUGAGGAAGAAGGGGAUGACGAGGAAAUGGAGGGUGAUGAUACGGACGUCGAUGUGGAUGGCGAGGAGAUGAAGAAGAAAAAGAAGAGUGGAGUAUUUCCUACAAAAAAGGUUAGCUCACUUGCCCGUUCUCAUGAUCUCGGGAUUACAUGCAGCCAUCAUUCUAAUUCGAUUUUUUUUAUAAAUAAAUUACUUUGUCAUUGAGUCGUCUCUAUCUAAAACUGUAGGAGCUUCUGUUUACCAACGUUAGCUUGUAAUUCCACGUAAUUCGGAACUCAAAAUGACCGGUUGAUGGUAAUUCAUGCUGCUUCAGAAUUCAAAGUUGUCGAAAGAAACUGCCCGUUGAUUUAUCUAGUGUUUGUCCUUAUCCGCCAGUCUUCUAAGGUCAUAGUUUUUGGGCACUUGAUAGUUGUAGAAAAGCUAGCCGGGCCAAAUAGAGCAAGGAGUAACAUAUGUAUUGCACCCUCUUCGAUGUGUCAGUUAAUCUAAACCUUCCCUGUGUGGUUCUAACAGGCAUUACUUGCGAUUUAGCUCCAGCACCCAUGAAGGAAAACAUUGGAAGUUUGAUUCAUCAGUCAUGUUUGACAGCUCAUGGAAAACCUUGAGAAGUUCUAUGCCCCUUUUUUCCGGUUAGACUGCUUUAGUGGAUGAAUAAAAUGAUCGAAUCUGUGGUGGAAUAGUUGACUGUUAUUUCUAGGUGUUGCAGUUGUCAUCCAGAACCAGAUAAAUGUAGAAAAUUUGAUUCUAACCAUUGACUAUAUUCGACAACAUACUAUCUAAUGAGAGUUUUCAAACGUGUUGUUGGUUAGUGCUUAGAUUUUUCGACGUUUGGAUUCCAUGAUUUGAAAUAAUCUACACUCUUGACCAUAUAAAUGUCACUUCUUUAUCGCAUAAUACUAACUUUCGUGUUGACCAUGGCACACAAAAUUUAAGAGCGAGUUUCUUACUCCAUUAGUAUUUCUCCAAUCGUAACUCUAUUCAUUUAUUUAUCCAAGUUUUCUCUUCCUUUUCUUUUUCAUGACAGAACAAAUUCUUCUUUAUUUCUAAAAUGAUAGAGGACUUCUUUUCUGCUUUCUGUGGUAGGGAGUGUAAUCUAUGUUUCGUCCAUUCUACCUUUCACGUAUUUAAUCCUCUGCGAAUUCUUCCCAUCUUGAUGACCAUUAAUGACAGUUUUCCGUGUCAGGUUGUCUGUGACAUUUGGUACUCUUUUGUCAUGCUUAUGGAUAUCUUUAUUAAAACACUUUCUUCUCUCAGGCUGCAGCUGCAAUGUGCGUAGGAAUGGGCAGCUUCUCAGAUCCACAUAAAGCACAGGGCCUUGCACACUUUCUUGGUCUGCCAACCUUUCCUAUGCACAUUUAGCGCUUCAUUUGUAUGCUAAUUUGAUUCGUUCCUUAAUGCACAUGAUCAUGAGAAAACUUUCAUUUAUCAUGUUUAUGCCUGAGCUUUGCACAAUUUCUUGGCUUUUACUUCCUUUUUUUUUUUUGCGUGUUGAACUAGUUUAAUAAUGUGCCUUUUUAUUGCAUUUUUUAAGUACUAUAUGCAACCAAGAGCAAAACAUUUACUCUCGUUUUUUUUAUGUUUGUCAUGAUGCAUUAGCAUUAUAGAGCCAACUCCUGCUAAAUUGUGGUUUCGUUAGGACUUGGAGAACCCAAGUCCAUACGUCUUUGGUGGACUUGGUUAUGCUCAUAAUUUUUAAUGCGGGUAUCAUUUGGCCGAAUGUUAUCCAAUGAAGUCCAGAAUUAACAAUUAGUGCCAUCCUUUCUUGUGUGCAGAUGCACCCUCACAAAUGUUGGCGGUCUCCUCUUGAGAGGAAUGUAACAUAAGCAGGGAUCACUGUUUUUUGAAUUGAGAGUAGAGUAGUCUUGUGUUUGUGCCAAGAACAUUUAUUGAUAAUGAUAGUUCUUUUUAAGAUUGCGUCUUCUUCAACGGUUUUGUUCUGUUUUAUUGUAUUGCAUUAUCAAUGCUGAGAUAAUCUGUAUUUUGCAGAACAUAUGCUUUUCAUGGGCAGUUCUGAAUAUCCAGACGAAAAUGAGGUUUGUUUCUUCUGUUUGACAUCUGAGCAUUUCAUUUAGACGUGGCGUUUUAAGAUGGUUACUCAUUUCAGUUUUAUUUGUUAUUGAUUGAAUUACGUUAGUUUCUAGUUUACAUUUCGUCGAGGAUGUUGAAAAAAUGGAUUUUUUUUGCCAAAAUCAGUUUUGAUAGUUUUACAAAAGGAGAUUUAAAGUUGAGAUGUUCAACCUAGCAGCUAGUAUGUCCUUCUGAGAAUACGUUAAAUUUGUCUCUCUUUCUUGUCUGUCGGUAUGUCUUUGCUUUGGGCCCUACAACGACUAUGCUGUGAUAGUAAACAAUAAAUGUUUCUGAAUUGCCAAAUCUUCUGGUCCCUAUUUCUCGGACCUGGCCUGCCGCAAUGUUUGGAAUAACAUAUAAUUUAGGACUCAUGCCGUGAUGAUGUUAUGAUUUGUAUGAGUGUAAAAAAAAGUUAAGUCUGUCAUUAAGAGCGGAGGUCAUCAUCCUUCCAAUGGCUGUCUUUUGGCCCAUUCCUUCUACCAUAUCUUUGGUUUACUGGAUAUCUUUCCGUACCUUUUAACUGAUGCUAAUGUUACCAGUCUAAAUAUCUCGGAGGCUACUUUUUCAAGGGUGCUACUAUUUUAGUUCUUUCGGCCAGAUCGCCCUCAUUAUUUCUUAAAUUUCCGAUUCAUUUUCAUUGAAAGAAAAAAGUUGAGAUCUCUAGUGUUGUUAUCGUCAUAUCUUCCACUCUGUGUUUACAGAAAAAUAGUGCCACCAGCAUGUCGUUGCCUUUUUUGCGUUCCAUGUAGUUAUGGUGUAAAUCCCUUAAUCCAACUCGGUUCUGCACUCUAUGUUGUUCUACGUAACAUUUCACCUUCCAAAUGAGUGUUUUUUUACCCAUUUUCAAGACGACUAUCCAUUAAUCUGCUACCACAUUACUGGGAUUCCGGAGAUGCUUCCAGAUAUCAGUAAUGCUUUUGUUGUUGAUAUACACCUAAUAUCAGACUCUGGGUCUUCCGCAAAUACUUGCUUAAUUAAUUACUACAGUCCAACUGCAUCCAUCUUCCAUUUUCGGAGUCAUUUUCUGAGAAAGACGGUUUUAAUUUUCUGGUGUUAAGAAUGUAUGUGCUUCGCUUUGUAUUUAUGUCUAUAAAUCUAUCGCUUCUUAACAUCAUGCGUUCUCUGUGAAUGAGUACGGUCGUGCUAAAAGAAAUCUGCACUUCAUGCCUUCUUACUUCUUUGGUUCUGACUAGGUGGUUAUUAAAACGGAGAGGUAAUAAAUCAAAAGAUUAUGAACCACUGAAUCCAUUACAUCCUCUACUUUCCGCAAAGGGGGCAGCCCCAUCACUCUGUAUCAUAUGCUUUCUCAAAAUCCAGCUGGGGAAUCUCGCCUUAUGUUUCCAUUGAUGACUUGAAUGCACUCAUUUCUUUGAAACUAAAUGCUGCUCUUUUCAAGGUCAUUUUCCAUCAAUUUGAUUUUUUUAUUGAAACUACAAAAAAAGUUGUUCGUGAAUAGUUUUGUCCUUGUUUAUGACCCAAUUCUGCUCGUUUAUGGCUCAGUUUUUGAACUAUUUUUGAGCCAAUUCUGCUACUUACUGAGCCUUGCUCUGUGAUUGAAUUUUUUUUCUUUCUAGUACGACAGUUACCUUUCCAAGCAUGGUGGUUCAUCGAAUGCUUACACAGAACUCGAGUAUACGUGCUAUCACUUUGAAGUUAAUCGAGAAUAUCUCAAGGGCGCUCUUCAAAGGUAUGUACUGAUAUUUUUCUGGGCGACUGCAAAUAUGUAUCCCUAUUUAUUCAUGCCAAUAUCGCUUUUGAAGAAGUUCGUUAAUGUUGGACAUGUUAUUUUCAUAUUCUUUUCUUGCCUUCUUUGUCUACUCACGGCGAGAAUCCACGCAUUGAUUUCAAUUUUUUUCUCCAUUCAUAGCACUUAGAAAUUUUAAUGUUUCUGGUAUAGGUGGACAGUCACUGUAUAAAUUUUCUACGCAUUGGACAGAAGUCAUCCAAUUGUGGGCAUCUGUUAACAUUUUGUAUGAAUUUUACACAUUUUAAGUCUUCCCAGGGGUAUCGAACUUUUUUGUUUCAUUAUCAUUCUAAAAAAGUUGGUUUAGAUAAAAUGACAAUUAUGACCUGCGCAACUGUCUAGCUCUUUCCACUGAUUCUGUUUUUAGGGAUUUUUUCUCAUUUUGCAGCAGCAUUUACGAAUGUAACUUUUGGGAAAAUCGUUCCCACUGAACAUAUCAUACUCAGUUAACUUAUGCUGAAAUAGCAAUCGCUCUACUACUAAGUCAUUCCCUCAUCUGGCUUAUUCCCUCUCCAUUCUCCUAAGGUUUUACAUCAGGUCGCUUCCUUUCCGGUUUUGUAUAAGUAUCUCAAUUUGAACUUGUAAUGUCUUGUGUAACUGAUUUGGCUAUUUUAUACAUGUCUACAUUCAUAACCCUCUCAAAAUAUUUCAGUUAAGAAAAUUCUCUGCUCGUUUGAUUUUGAUCCAUAUGUGGAAUCCAAAAAUACAAGUGUUUAGUUGAGCCAUGCUGUUCCUCUUUCACUCAAUCUCUCGCCAUCAUUCUGCAGUAACAGCCUUGUGGGUGUUGGGUCAGAAGCACUAUGGUAGUGUUAUUGCUUAGGUUUCUGGUCCUAAACUAGUUUAAGUGCUGUUUUGUUGUCAUUACAUUUAAAAGCUACGAUAUAAGAAUACCCUUAUGAUCUUCUUGCUGGAGAUUGUGCUUAGCUUGUUCGUGUUGAGACCUUUUCUGCUGAAGAAGUUUUUCAUAUCACCAGUGAUGAGUUCGAUGAAUUUUUUUCACUAAAGGUUGAAAUUCGGCAUCACUACCUGCAUCAUGCAUUGAAUAUUUCUUAUUCUGACUUUUUUAAAUACCAAAAAAUAGCCACUUCUUUCCAGUACAAGUUUACUGAUAUAUGUAAACGAAGGAUACAUCUGUUCCAUUAAAAUAAAGAAAUAGAAGUUGUGACUCAUUCGCAGUACUUUAUGAGGCUUUCCUUACACCAUGAAACAGAAACUUCCCACUCUUUGCAAGGGAAGAUCUUUGGUCAAUGUGGAUGGAAGGUACGGGACUGAUCCCUGGUGAGGACCUGUCGUGUAAUUAGUUGGAUUGGUUGCUUAUCACAAGUCUUUGUAAUACAUUGAAAUGAGUGUUCUCAUAAAGGAGAUUUUGUAAAAAUUGAUUUGUUAAAGGUGUUAAUCAUGGGGUGUAUUGGUGGUUUUUGAUGGAGAGAGAAGCAGAUAACAGAGUAUUUAAGACAGUAAUGAAACUACAAUGGUGAUACCGGAGUGCUUAAGGUGUUCAUUGUUGAUUGGUGCAUUAUACAAUUUAUAAUGCUAGAAUUCUUUUAAAAAAAAAUUUGAAAUGAAAGAAAUUGUGCAGUCAUGAAGUUUUCAAGGUCUUAAUACUGUCACACUUGUUCAUCUUUUUGUGCAGAUUUUCACAGUUCUUUGUUUCACCCUUAGUUAAAUCUGAAGCUAUGGAGCGAGAGGUGUUAGCAGUUGAUUCAGGUUUGUAUCUAGUAAAUUAUCUUUGUGCAUUUUCUUACCUACUGGUUCUGGUGUAAAUGACAUGGAAACUAUUCCAUUUCUUUUUUGUCGCGUACAGAAUUCAACCAGGUAUUGCAAAGUGAUAGUUGUCGACUUCAACAACUUCAAUGCCAUACUGCUGCACCAGAUCACCCUUUCAAUAGAUUCUUUUGGGGUAUGCUCACUGAUCUAUUCUUAUUUGCCUAGUUAUUCUUCUAUAAAUAACCUGUACUUGUUUACUUGUCAGGAAAUAAGAAAAGCCUGAUUGAUGCCAUGGAAAAUGGUGUUAAUCUGCGUGAGGAAAUUUUGCAUUUGUACAAAGAAAAUUACCAUGGAGGAGUGAUGAAAUUAGUUGUCAUUGGCGGAGGUCUUGUUUUCCUCAAAUCUUUGCAACAAUAGCCAUGUCAAAUUUAUUUUUUUCCAUUUUUUUGUCAUGUACUGUUUUCAUAUGAACAUUGUGUGGCUGUGUUGUUUACUUGCAGAAACUCUUGACAUUCUAGAGGAUUGGGUUAUUGAACUUUUUGGUAGCAUUAAGCAAGGUAGUCAACGGGAGAUAGUUGCUAAAGAAAGUAUGCCUAUUUGGAAAGCUGGGAUGCUGUACAGGUUAGAGGCAAUUAAAGAUGUUCAUGUCCUGGAUCUUACAUGGACGUUGCCAUGUCUUCACAAAGAAUAUCUAAAGAAGCCAGAAGGCUAUAUAUCACAUCUGAUGGGUCAUGGUAAGCAAUGUCAUCACCUUGUUAGAUUUCAGUUGCAUGGAGUCCCAUUGCAGCUUACAGUUCUAUCACAGUUUUAUGAUAGGCACUGUACCAUUUAUGGUACCAGUUUUUACGUGAUGUAUAUCUGCAUCAUAGAUAAUAUCCCAAAUUCUUGCAGAGCGGAAAGAUGGGAUAAAAUUAUAAUGUUACGAUUGUUUCAGAGAGUACCUUAACACAAAGUACACUAAAGUAGGCUUCGUCGUUUUAUUGCAUCAAAUGUGUAAAUAAUCUAACACUUAGAAUAAAAACUCCAUCUUCUUGCAGGUCACCUUUGAUGACUGCUUGCCCAAUUUUUCCUCUUUUUCAGUUGUUCACCGUGACAUAUACGAUUAUUGACUGUGAUCAGUGUUGUUUUUAGUAUGGUUAUAUUUUCUACUCUUCAAGUUAGUUCUGUUUCACGAGCUUCGUUUAUUUGGAGGUCAAUUGACUGAUCAGAUAAUAAAUUCUCAGAGGGCAAGGGAAGCCUUCUUUCUUUUCUCAAGGCCAAGGGAUGGGCAACUUCACUAUCUGCUGGUGUUGGUGAUGAAGGAACAAACAGAUCUUCUGUUGCAUACAUAUUUGUGACGUCUAUUCAUCUUACAGAUUCUGGCUUAGAAAAGGUAAUUGGAUGUUUCAGAUUUCUCUUUAUGGACUUGUUUAGUCCUUCGUGUUUUUCCCGUCCUACAUUCCACUUCUCUGGCGAUAAAGUAAAAGGAGAGUUAAAAAUAGUGAUCAUGGUCUCACCGAUGAAGCGAGCAUGAUAAAAUCAAAUACAUGACUCAUGACAUGCUUAUUAAUUAUGACUUGGCAGACCAUCUGCAGACUGUAUCUUAGCCUCCCAGUUUUAAUAUGCUUGGAUAUUGUGGUUCUUUUAACCGCCAUUACUUGUCUAUUUGAGACAGCAUUUUGGGUUUUUUUUUCCUUUAACUCUUGACCUUGAUCUUCGGAGCAUGGAAUCUCAUUAACGACCGUCGCCAAAAUAUAGUUCAUUUACUAUAAUGUAGAAUUAUAUGACAAUUAUUUUUACAUGCAAGUAACAUAUGAUUUUCGGUUUUAGAAAAAUAGGAAUUUUGAAUAGGCAGGAAAACCUUCCUGUGGGAUCUGAUCAUCUUUGUCGAGUUUCAAAGAUGACUGAGAUUUUGAGUUGGCUACGUUAGUAUAGUUCUUAUAUUGUCCUCAGGUUCACUAUAUCUGGUGCUCUUGCAUAUUUCUUGUAUUUUUUCAAGGGGCGUAAACUAAAUUGAAUUAUACCCACUGGUUGCUAGACCAGUUUUGCGCCAUGAAAAUUUUCUAGUGACACUAGCAUAAAUCCUUUUUAUAACUUUGCAUUUCUUUACUCUGCCGUGGAACCAUUUACAAAUGAAUAGUUGUGAUUGUGCUUAGUUGGGACAGAAGCAACAGUUCAUCUCAGCAAUAGUUCAUAUGAAUCUUAAAUUUAGUACAAGCAUGGUCUCUUUCUCAUCUGCAUUAAUUAACAAACGACUUGUUGGAAUCAUGCUACCCUAAGAGCUAUUCCUAUAUUUUACAUUUAUUUCUGUAUUAAGUUUCUUUUGUCUAAUGAAAUGAUAAGCCUCUCAAGUUUAACCAUCCAUGCUAACUUGGAUAUUCCCUUAGUCCUCAAAAUCUCGUGGUAUGUUCAUUUGAUUUUGUCUUAAUUUACUUUAUUUAUACCACGCUUUGGCAGCUCUACUCAGUCUUAGGCAUCGUUUACCAAUACAUAAGUUUAUUGCGGUCAUCUGCUCCACAAGAAUGGAUAUUCAAGGAACUCCAAGAUAUUGGAAACAUGGAAUUCAAAUUUGCGGAAGAGCAACCUCAGGAUGAUUAUGCUGCAGAACUUUCAGGUUUUGUCCCCUUGAGACGCGUAUAUUCUCUUAUAUUCACAACAAGAUAUGAAAUAUAUCUCAGAAUUUCUGAAAAAUAUGUGCUUUUGAGUUUAUUUCACUAAUUUCUGUACUCAGAUGGAUCAAGCUGUUUCUUGGCAUUAGCCAACAUUUACAUGUGCAUGAAAGCAAUCAGUCCAAAGUAAUGGUAAUCUUAGAUAGGAGCGUUAAGAGUUUGAACCUCUGACCUAUUGUUUUCGACAUGAUUUCAGAAGGUUGGUCUUCAGUGUUGAUAAUGAUGCAGUUACAAUGUUAAAACUUUUAUGGAAUGACAGUUGACCUUCAAAAUUUAAGAGUAUGGUCUUCAAUUAGCUAUAUUUUGCCAUAGUUAAUGCCAUGCUUUAGACAUAAAACCUUCAGCAAUCAAUUUGACUUUAUAUCACUCAGUAGAGUCAUCACAUUUAGGUUGAUUUUCCACACUUAUUUGCAGCUAUUAGUAUAUUUUUUUGGUGGUAAUAGACAAUUUCCCUGCCAAUCUUACGCAGUGUACAUAGUUCGUCAUUCAUUGGCUAAUACAACUGGAUCAAGAACAAUUUCCUUUUAGGAGUUGGGUUAAAAUAAACAAUGACUAGAAGACGAAGAACAAAAGUUGGGAAUAUAAGGUGUCUGAAGAGUCAUGAUUAUCAAGACACUUACAGUGGCAUCAUGGAUGAUGAGGCCAUUGUCACAAGUUCAUGUUGACUAGUUUCCAGUGGUGCCAUAGUUGUGUAGGUGAUAAUCAUUUGAGCUCCUACAAGAGAAAAUAUCAAUUAUAUUAGAUAUCAAGAAAAAGUAUUGUAGUAUGGAUUGGGAUCAGAUAGUAGAAGGCAAUAAUUGUUGAUAUGAGAAUCACGAGGAUUACCAGGAAAGAGAUUGGUAUGUAUAAGAUCAUGCUUGUAUGGAGUGAAGUAGUCAGAAAGAAAAAGAAAACUAUCCUUCAAGAAUAUCCGUGUCCAGAGGCGGAGUAGAUAUGAAUUUAGAUUAUAGCCUACACAGUGGAUUAUACCCUUUUUGUCCUUCACCGCAACUAGAAAACCACGCAUAAUGGAGGGAGUCAAGAGUCUGGUGCGUUCACCUUUAGGUAGAAGCUCAGAAUAACUGCAACCAACUCUUUUCAUCGGAAAUGGUCAUGGAGCUCGACGGUUAGUCGCUCAAAAAGAGAAUGCCGGAUCUAGUUAGUAAAGGAAUUCGAUUUAUCUGCACCAAAAAUAGUGAGGGCACCUUCCUCCUAAAAUUGACUCGGAAAUUGGUUGAUGAAGUUCAAAGGUGGGGAAUCUCCAAGUUGUUCCUAUGUUUCUAAUCAGUCACACCAUUUUAGCCAAGGUUUUAGUAGAAAAACAUUAUCGCAUUGUCUAAACUUUUUUUAGUAAAGCUAGAAAAUAAAAUGUUUGUAUUUGCUGCCCAAGUCACGUUUGAGACAUUUAGUAUUGUAGAGUAUCAAGAGUGAACUAUUGGAUGAAAGACAACAAAGAUAAAAUAGAAUUUAAGCCUAUACUACUUGUGUUGAAUCCUGCAAUGCUCUGCAUACCCUAAAAUAAAUGUAAAACAGAUGUAUGAUUUGUUUUCGAAGGCCACACAUGCUCUCGUACAUUAGAGCAUAUAAUACAAAAGGGACAGGUGCAAUGAGGCUAUUAUCUGAGACAGAUGUGGAGAAUUUUGCUAGCAAGAGGUGGUGUUGUAAUUCAAAGUUCCUAAAUACUAUUUUUGUUUAGGAAGAGGUUUUGUUGUUCACUAACUUCUCUCUGAGGCCACUAGUCCUCUCUGUUCAUUUCCAGUGGAGUCAUCUGCCACUCUUGCAUACCUGCCACUUCUUUUGUUUGCAUGGCUCCCUUUGCUUUUGAUGCUGGAAUUUCAUUCUUUCGUACUUCAUCUGUCUCUGUCGCUUCCAUCUAAUAAGCUUCUCUGCUCACACACAUACUGCCUCAACCUGUGGUCCUCUGCUUUUCCUUCUAGACUAGGCCAUGUUCAGACUCUUCUCCAAUAAUGUUCUUGCUUUUAGUAUGAGCCAAUCGCUACAGUUUGAUGCUGUACUGAUCUUCCUCCCAGUACACAUCUUUGUUGUAGAAGUAUGAAUGGGAUGGACUUGGCUAGCGGCCAUUGCUGAUGAUAUUGACAUCAAGACUAAACGGAGCAUGGAAAUCAGCAGCAUAAAUGGCGCGUGGGUAAGCCCAGCAUUAAAACUACAGAGUGAACUCAAGUAAAAUUACACGUGGUAAAUUAAGACUCAUUCGAAAGUAUGACUAGGAACAACUGCCUAAUAGGCAUAUAUCGUUUAGGGCAAGAAUAUGCUAGAGCUCACAAAUUACGACGUCAAGAACAUCAAGAUCAUCACAUAGAAAUAAAAUUGGCUACCAAAUUUCUGGUGUUUACUAAAAAAAAUAUCUUCUGCCAAUAAACCCUUCGAUUGUUAUCCAAAUGAUACGAUCAAUCUCAUUUAGUUAAACAAUAUCGCAUCAAGAUUGGUAGACAAGGUGACAAAAAUUAGAAUAAGAGUUUCAGUUCUCAACGACUAGCUUCUAGGAAUGUCUCUAAUGAAACUACUAUGCAUAAGGUUUCAUUUGUUAUACUACACCUAUAGAGAGAAACAUUGAUCAGUUCAAAUUUUUAUAACCUCUCAUAGAUGAGUUUAAGUGUAUUCAUGGCUCUAUCCUUUCAGUUUCUUCUCCCUCUGUCAGUUCGACAAUGAAUGAAUUACGACCAGAAGAAGCUUACAUUAAACCUACAGAGGGGAAUGGUCCUCACUAUUUUCAUCCGUUUCAAUGAGUCUGAAUCCAUUUCAAUGAGUAUAGCUACUUUUAGGAGGGACACUAGAAAGUCCUUUGCUCUGGGUCAGUAAUAAGCAUGAACCUGAGCAGAAAAAAUACUAAAAAAAGUAGAAGUCAACAUUUUGUCAAUAUUGCACGGCUAAGAAGCAUCGAACAUCAGCUAACUCUUUCAAUAUGAGUGCUUCUAUAAUAGUUGUAGAGAUUUCUCCUUUCCUGGCAUCCAAAUGGAUUCUCAACUUACUCUUUCAUUAGUUUGUAUCUGCCACUACACUCAAGUAUCUCUCGAACCACAUUGGGGUUUCAUAUCAGGAGCCACUCCCUAAGUAGUAAUCUAGCAUUACACAUGUAAGAUUUUUCUACAAGAAAAAUGAUUACGGUUUCAACUGGAUCCAGCUGGAGAUGCCAAUGGCUUUGAUACCCAGUGGUAUUCAAGGUGUGAUAUGUACUUACCCAAAAAGGAGACGGAGAGGGAAUAUUAUGUAGGAUUGGGGUCGAAAAGAAAAAUGCCAUGCGAUCCUAAAUAAAAAUAAAGCAAAAAAUGCUAAAAGUGUAAAUCUGUCGUUUGCUUGUUUUUUUGCCAUUCUUUUUUGGUGAGCAAUUCUCUUUUCAUGUACUGUGAGAAAUUCCUCAGUAUGAUUAAUCUAAAAUUGCAUAUUCUUUGUAUUCAAGCUGCAAGAAAUUUUUGUAUUCAUUUCUUUAGUUUUUCGCUGAUAACUUGCUGUAGGAAACUUUCUGAAAAUUCUUUUUUCAUAUGGUGACCACUAUGAAAGCGUAUUUUGUUUUGUUUUGCAGAGAAUUUGAUGUUCUACUCAGAAGAACACGUCAUAUAUGGGGAAUAUGCAUAUGAAGUCUGGGAUGACAAAUUGAUAGAGCAUAUUUUGAGCUUUUUCACACCGGAAAACAUGAGGAUUGAUCUGCUGACGAAGUCUUUUGAUACUCAAUCACAUGGUAAGGUUCCCACCCAGUGAUUAUGUCGUGUGCCUGUCAAAAUUUUGAAAACUUUGUUUAUCAGUGGAGAGAAGUUGAUAUCUCAAAGUAGCAAUACUAACUAUAAACCAACUGAUCUUUGCUUGGUGGUUUCUUCAACUAUGGGUUACCAGGAACGUUUCGAGAGAUUAGGCCCUCACGUGUCGAAAUGCAUUUAUUUUCACUUAUUUUUAUAUUUUUUUUACAGUAAAUGAAUAUCCAUUGUUUUCAUUUGAGUGACUGUAUCAUUCGGUUAAUUCGGUCUCUAUAUAAUUUGGUAUAAGUCAGUUUUUAAUUAUCAAGGCAUUGUAUUCUUCAUUAUAUCCAUACAUCCAAACAUCAGUUCAUUCUAUUAUAUCCCAUACUCCUUUUUAGUUUUGACGCAUGCAGCAGCUUCUGAAUUUUUCUUCAUUUUCAGGCAUUCGAUGUGAACCAUGGUUUGGUUCUCAGUAUAUAGAGGAAGACGUUGCUCCAUCACUUAUGGAAAUAUGGAGAGAUCCCCCUCAAAUUGAUCCUGCACUUCAUUUACCCCUGAAGAAUGAGUUUAUUCCUACUGACUUUUCUCUUCGAAGUUCUAAUCUACGAAAGAGUAGCGAAAACGUUACUCAUCCAGAGUGCAUAAUUGAUCAGCCAUUGAUGAAGCUUUGGCACAAGCUUGAUUUGACUUUUGAUGUUCCUCGUGCAAAUGCAUAUUUCUUGGUAUCUGUGAAAGGAGCUUAUAGCAAUCUACAUAAUUCAGUUUUGACUGAAUUAUUCAUAAAUCUUUUGAAGGAUGAGCUAAAUGAGAUUUUGUAUCAGGUAUGUUCUCUGACAUGACAAAUAUGCGGACUGAUUAAAAUAAAAUUCUAAUAUCAAAUCGUAUCUUCUUAUUCUUCCCGUUAGUAUAUAUGUCCGAGUUACGCAUGAUAAUUGCAUUCCUGCUUGAGCUGCUGUUUUCUUUAAUUCCCUUCUUUGAAUGGAGCAUAAAUAUUUCAGAUCGACAGUUUUUCUGGAUCAAAACAAUGGUAGUUAGUGGAUAGGUUUCUCUUUGUUGUUUGAGGGCAUCGUUGAAAUCCGCGAUCUCUCGGUAUAUUCAACCAAAAGAUCACUAUCAAACACUUCAGUGUAACAGUCAGUCUUAAAAUGACAAAUAUGGUCGAAAUAGAUACCUUUCAGGCCUGUACAUUGCCGAGUGUAGCUUCGAAAUCGUCAAUAAGUUCUUUAGUAAACCACUUUCUUUGAUGCUUUCAACCAGAAAGCAUAGAAAUUCGGUAAAGAAUCUGUUUCACCAUUCGACUGUCAUUACUGACAAUUGAGUUUUCUGAUGGCAUCAGAGUGCAUAUAUGGUUCAUCCAACGCGUAUGACCAUUUGUUGCCCAAUUGCAGGCUGGCGUGGCUAAACUGGACACAUCUUUAGCGAUUGUUGGAGACAAGCUUGAGCUGAGGGUCUACGGUUUCAAUGAUAAAUUAUCAACUCUUCUGCUGAAGAUUUUGACUCGGUCCCAAUCCUUUUCCCCUAGAGAAGAUCGUUUUCUGGUGCAAACAUUGUCUCUUUGGAUUAUUUAUUUAUUCAUUUUUGUAUUACAUAUUUAAAUUAGAUGAAUUUGAUCUUCAUGUAUGUGGAUUACUUCACUAAAAGCAUUAUCAUAAGAGGUCUCUUGAAAUACUAGCACAGUACCUGUGCGGGUGCUCUGAGAUAUUUCUUAGAAUUACAGAUUAGUGAUUACUGGCAGAAAAGAUGGCUUGCUAUGCUGGCUGAGCUCCAAUUAAAUCUCCUUUUGUAUCUUUUUCUGCAUCAGCAAAGGCAUUUCGUCCCACAGAGACGUGGUAUCAGCGGAGCAAUUAAUUUUGUUGAUUCCCGCGCAGAGGCUUAUAUGUUUUUUUAAUUCGUUGUUGAUAAUGAAGGUCUAUCAGCUCAAUGCAGAAUUAUUAAUUGGGUACUACUUGAGACUGCAUUUUCAAUGCACAAGGUCACAAAGAGUGCUGUUUCAUUUACGUUGUUUUUGGUCUCGGGCUCCUAUCAGUACACACUUUAAAGUGUUGAAGUCUUGUUGUCUGUAUCUACAGAAUUGGUGGUUUUCUCUCACCUAUACUAAUUAAUCAACUCGUACCAGAUGUAAUUCAAGAAAAUCCCGCAACAUUAAGCUGAAAUUUCUGAAGUCUUUCUGCUCACAAUUUUCCUGGACGUUAUCAAUCCCGUAUUGAUGGAAUAUUUAACCCUAAAACUUACAUUGCAGCUGAAAAUAUCUCUACAUAUAUUUAUAGCUUUAUAGGAAAAAUGGUAUUUUGUGCUUUGCAUGUUUUCGUUAUUUGUGUCUGACAUAGUUUGCAUCCUGUGAUCAGGUAAUCAAAGAACAGAUGGAGAGGGCCCUGAGGAACACUAAUAUGAAACCGUUGAAUCAUUCCUCAUAUUUGAGGAUACAAAUCCUACGAAAAAUCUUUUGGGAUGUCAAUGACAAGCUGUCAUGCCUUAAUGGCACCUCUUUGAUGGAUUUGAAAGCCUUUAUUCCUCAUCUUCUUUCUCAGGUAAUGGAAUAUUGCUGAUGCCUUAUUAUAUUGAUAUGCUAAGUAUACCUUCCUGAAAUGUUCAAUUUCUCUAUAUCAUAGGAAUCCUUCAGCUUCUGUUUUUCUUUUUUCAAGUUUAUUUUUAAGUAUUUCAUAAAGAUUGUAAUUACGGCUUAUUUCAUUUAACUUGCAUUAUUAUUCUCAUCGAAUAAUGAAAUACGGCGUUUUUCAUGCCUUCCAAACUAUCAGCUUUACAUCGAGGGCCUUUGUCAUGGCAAUCUAUCAAAAGAGGAAGCAAUCAAUAUCACAAAUAUCUUUGGCAGUACUUUUCACGUUCAACCGUUGCCAGUUGAGCAGAGGCAUCAAGAGCAUAUUCUAUGUCUACCCACUGGAUCCAGCUUUAUUAGAAGAGUGCCUGUGAAGAACGAGUUGGAAGUGAACUCUGUGGUCGAGGUAAUCAUAAUAAGCCCCUUCGCCAUGCCCCCUCCUCUCCCCCACACACGCACAAAAAAAAUGAUAAAAAAGGGAAAAAUAGCAAGAAAAACAGUGCAUCUUUCCUGAGCAUGUGAAGAUCUUAUCCAUUCAUAAUGCGGGCCAUUAAAAUUAUGUUAAAUAUUGACGGAUAUUUCUCAAGAUUCUUUUCUGGGAACUGCAUCAGUAGUCUAUUGUGAAGGGAUUUUACUUAUGUUCGACUUUUUAAUUGAGUCGGAUACUAGAAACGAUUCAGUGAUCUCUAUGUCAGCUUUACAUGUACGGUAACUGUGUAGAUUGUCAACUCUACAUGUACUGAAAAUGAUUUAACGGUUUCGAUCGCCCAUCUUUAUAAAAGAGAGGCCAGACCCAUAUGAAAAACCUACCGGAAUAUCCUCUGAGAUGACAGGUCAUGUAAUUAUAUCUAGCAUUGCCAGAUUAUUUACAGUUGCUCAAUGUAGGCGUGCCACAAUUAAUCAUGUGACAUAAGUAUUCUCCCAUUCACAAUCACCGAGUGACGUAUCGCCUGGUUUCCAAGUACGUCUCAAUUGUUUGAUUUGGUUUUCCUAUUGCAGCUAUAUUUUCAAACUGAGCAGGAUGAAGGGAUGCAAUCCACCAGGUUGAGAGCGAUUGCAGAUCUAUUUUGCAACAUCGCUGAAGAACCGUGCUUUAAUCAGCUCAGGUCAUAAUAUAGCCUUGCUGUGUUCUGCCCUCAUUCUGUUCUGUGAGACCUGCAUUUUUUUGAAAUUUUCUGUGCUGCUUUUUGAUCUUUUGUGAUGUUUUAUUAUUUACCAUAAACUAUAUAGAACAAAGGAGCAGCUCGGCUAUUCAGUUGACUGUGGCACUCGAAUGACCUAUCGUGUUCAAGGAUUUUGCUUCAGAGUUCAGUCUUCCAAGUACACCCCAUCUUACCUGCAUCGAAGGAUCACAAACUUCAUAGACAGCCUUCAUGAAAUUCUGGUGAGCGAUGUUCUUGACGAUGCUGGAAUACAUGUUGCCUCUUUUUCUUAUUCACAUCACUUUUCAUGGGAUUCUGCUUGAAAACUAUGAAACUUACUACUUAGUGUGGUAAAAUGUAUGGUAAUCAAUGAAAACAUGUUGUGAUGUGAAGCACUACCCAGAGGCCGUAUCAUGGUCCCACUUGGUCUCAUUCACCAUUCAGAACGAUCAUGCAGUCAUUUCUUCAGUGUGCGCAUUGAUCAUCUCAGUAUCCAGUCGCAGGAUCCCUCACAUCUUCUUCAUCUUCCAUGUACUCUCCUUGCUCGUCGUGCCAUGCAUACUUAUCCUCUGUUUUCGCAGAACAAUCUCGACGAUGAGUCGUUUGACCACCAUAGACAAAGCUUGAUCGCGCAGAAGCUGGAGAAGGACCCAUCUCUCGCUUAUGAAACCGGUCGUUACUGGAGUCAAAUUGUGGACAAGCGGUACAUAUAUUGACCAGUUCUUGAUGUCUCCCACGUUGGGUUGACUUUCUGAUCCAUCGGGGCGCCUCUGUCUGUGCCGCCCCAGGUAUUCAUUCGAUGCGUCAAAGCUGGAGGCCGAGGAGCUCAAAACUGUUCAGAAGAGGGAUGUCAUGGAUUGGUACAGCACUUAUCUGAGGCCGUCGUCUCCCAAGUGCCGGCAGCUGGCCGUCCAUGUCUGCGGCUGCAACGCCUCCAUGGCAGAGGAAGCGAAGCUGGACCCCGAGUUCGGGAAGCUCCUCCAGGACGUGGAUUCCUUCAAGACGUCCUCUCUCUUCUACCCCAGCCUCUGCUGA
Spirodela intermedia is the source of this 16799-nucleotide messenger RNA. Lineage: Eukaryota; Viridiplantae; Streptophyta; Magnoliopsida; Alismatales; Araceae. The record is from the annotation of a GenBank genome assembly.